Pseudozyma hubeiensis SY62 is the source of this 651-nucleotide messenger RNA. Its product is annotated as ubiquitin carboxyl-terminal hydrolase. Gene Ontology annotation, biological process: protein deubiquitination; ubiquitin-dependent protein catabolic process. The record is from RefSeq and is a predicted model, not a curated record. Gene Ontology annotation, molecular function: cysteine-type deubiquitinase activity. Gene Ontology annotation, cellular component: cytoplasm. The transcript has a single exon. Bases 1 to 651 code for a protein of 216 amino acids. Lineage: Eukaryota; Fungi; Basidiomycota; Ustilaginomycetes; Ustilaginales; Ustilaginaceae.
AUGGGCAUGGACACGUCAAAAUUCGCCUUCCACGACAUCUACGGUACCGACCCCGACCUUCUCGCCAUGGUGCCACAGCCCGUCGCUGCUGUGCUCCUCCUCUUUCCCAUCACUCCUUCCAUGGAGAAGCUACGUGAGACCGAAAACGCAGCCGCUCAACCAGCCACUUCUGACUCGGACAUCUUGUGGUUCAAGCAGACCAUCGGCAACGCAUGUGGCACCAUCGGACUCUUACACGCUCUAGCCAACUCCUCUGCUUCCGACGCCAUCAAGCCCGACUCGCCGCUCGACACUCUCUUCAAGAAGGCAAGGUCGACUCAGGACGCGGACGAAAGAGCGGACAUCUUGGUCAACUCGAAAGAGCUGCAGACGGUUCACGAGGCAACAGCUAGUCAGGGACAGAGUCAGGCUCCCGAGGAUCUGGACAAUGUGAUCUUGCACUUUGUGUGCUUUGUGAAGAGCAAAGAUGGCGAGUUGGUCGAGCUGGAUGGAUCAGGCGGAAGAAAGGGUCCGAUUAAGAGGGGGAAGAAGGUGGGCACGCAGGAAGACUUGCUGCCCGUGGCGGUGGACUACGUCAAGGAGAGCUACAUGGCGUUAAAUCCGGAGGAGGUCAACUUCAAUCUCAUCGCGCUGGGACCUUCUUUUGACUAG